CUGGAUUAAGAUGGCGGCGGUAUUGACGUAUCAUCCAGUGGUGUCCGCUUGCUGUUUCUGGUUUCACACGUUUGCAGCUGUUACCAUAGAUACCGGAGUUGUUUCCGUAAAGCCUCCAUACGGUUUAUGUUUAGGCUGAUACCAAAAUGUUGGAUUUGACAGUAAAUUUGAGCUCUCUCGGGUUUGAGUCUGGACUCAGUGAAGAUGAAAAAGAGUUGCUUUUUCUGCGCAGUCGUUCUGUUGGCUUGACUAUAAGUGGGUGUGCGCAUGCUGUAUUUGUCUGUGAACUUUUCAGUUUGUUAAGAAAGAAACUGAAUGCUGAGAAUGGAUGCGUCAAUAAAGCACAUCUGUCUGUUGGUAUUUUGGGUGGAGGAAACAUGGGCAAGCAGCUGGCAAUGGCUUUAAUUCGUACUUCAAACCUCAGGUCAUGUGACAUUAACUUGUCAACAAAAAGACCCGAGACCUUAGGUGAAAUUUCAAACAUGGGUGUGGAGUGUUACUUUGACAACAUUCGACUGGCUAAAUGGGCAGAUCUGCUCUUCCUUUGUGUCUUGCCCUCUCAUCUUCCUCAGGUUUGCUCAGACAUUCACUGCCAUUUGCCUUCAAACUGUCUUGUGUACAGUUUCACGUCAGCAGUGCCGCUCAACAGGCUGUUGAUGCUCCUUGACCACAAUUUUAUUAUCAAACCCCAGUAUAAGUUUGUGGAUUACGAUGAUGUGACUUCAGUUUGGCUUCUCCACAAUCAAGUAUGCACAGCUUUAAAAGAUAAGCUAGUGCAUUCAGCCACGGUUCCUCUUUCAAUGAAAGGUGGGCUCUUCCUGGAUCGACGAUGGACGUCUGCUGUGCUCUACGCUCUCCUCAACAUGUGCACAGCAGAAAAGCUGGACUCCGGAAACACUCUUCAGCUGCUAAAUGGACUGUUUGAGACUGGUGUUUCAACAGAGACGUUCACUUAUCACAGUUUUGUCAAUUCACCCAAUGCCACCUCUGAUGUCCAUAAACCAGACGAACUUUUUCCAUGGAUCAGUUUGGUCAAUGCACAAACUAAAGACACUCCACUGACUGACCUGCUGUCAAGGAAUUCAGGUUUGCGAGACUGUAUUUCAUGCAUGUACUACAAUGUUUUUGCAAACUUAGCUGAAGGAUAGUAUUUUUGUUGUUGGUGAUUAGAUCUGAUACACACGACUAUUGAAUUGUGUAAUGUACAUUGUGUGCACUCAUGUUAAGUCUGUUUAUCGUCAGUCAUAUGUGAAGGUGUUUGUGAUGUGCAGUCUAUUAUAAGUGCUAAUUAAACUCUGGGGGAAAAUGG
Danio rerio (zebrafish) is the source of this 1309-nucleotide messenger RNA. NCBI's taxonomy places the organism in Eukaryota, Metazoa, Chordata, Actinopteri, Cypriniformes, Danionidae. The record is from RefSeq and is a predicted model, not a curated record.